Messenger RNA from Cladophialophora carrionii CBS 160.54, 675 nucleotides. RefSeq lists its product as uncharacterized. The transcript is spliced from 2 exons. The coding region runs from base 1 to 675 and encodes 224 amino acids. NCBI's taxonomy places the organism in Eukaryota, Fungi, Ascomycota, Eurotiomycetes, Chaetothyriales, Herpotrichiellaceae. The record is from RefSeq and is a predicted model, not a curated record.
AUGGCGUCGACAGAUAUCUCACUCCCGACGUCUUUCACAGACCUCCCGGACGACUGCAUCUUGAUCAUCGUCGAGGAGCUUGAAGAAUUUCACGACUGGUACCACCCUCUACCUCAGGAUGUCAAGAAUCUCUCUCUCGUGAGCAAGCGCCUUCGUCACCUGUGCGAGCCUUCCCUGUUCAAGGGCUACUACGGCCAUAUUGUGAUGCCACGGAUUGGCGACAGCGCGGAUGCUGGCAUAUUGAGUGGACUUUCCAAGUCGACCUUCUUCGCAUCCAGGCUACAUGCUUUCGAGAUCACCCUGUUACAGAAUGACCAUCCUAGCUUCUACAAUAACUUUGUAAAGGCGGUCAAAGCCAUGACCCGGCUAUCUCAACUCAAGAUCAAUUUGUGCAACAACGCCGUCGUGGCUUCGCACUUACGAACGGAGCUCGAGAGGACAGAAACUAUACUCCCCACCGUCGGGGUCUUACAUCUCACCACAGCCCCGGACUCAGUCGCCCUCCUCCUGGCUUGUCCCUACCUGACGACCUUGGUCGCAGAAGACUUGACACUGGGUUGGAAGUCGGCAUUGAGAGCCAUUCCGACUCUACAAGUUCUCCGCCACCUCGAGGUGAGGAAGAAUCUGACCAAUUGGACGGCCCGAUCGAUUCAGGGUGAGUCUCUCCAGUUUUGA